Messenger RNA from Wickerhamiella sorbophila, 2331 nucleotides. Its product is annotated as Chitin synthase regulatory factor 4. Bases 1 to 2331 code for a protein of 776 amino acids. Gene Ontology annotation, molecular function: protein binding. The transcript has a single exon. NCBI's taxonomy places the organism in Eukaryota, Fungi, Ascomycota, Dipodascomycetes, Dipodascales, Trichomonascaceae. The record is from RefSeq and is a predicted model, not a curated record.
AUGGAUCCGUUUACCGUCAGUGGACGGUUCUGUUUUCCAGACCAUAUUUUUCCUGCCGUGGACGAGAAAUACAAGCGGAUAGUGCCGACGCUACCUACCACGCGGGCGAAUGAUCUGGAGACAGAGUUCCAGCAAAUCAUAGCCGAAGGCGAUGCUUAUCCGUCUGAAAAACUAAUGCUGUGGGUGCAAAGAGUGCUGAAACUGGCUGAUCUUUUCGGGCUAGGUUCUCCACGGGCAAUUGCGCACGCGAAACAUGUACUAGAGGUGCUCCAAGACAGCUCCUCACCGUACACUGGUCUCGCUUGCUAUUUCCUAGGUUGCUAUUAUCAGGUUAGAGCACUGGGCUACGAGGUUGACAAAGAAAAGUCAAGAAUACUUUUAAGAAAAGCCAUCAAGCUACAUUACUCGCGCGCCUGGUAUAGGAUUGCGUCCAAUGCAGAGUCCCGUGGGGACACCGCAAAGGCUCUGUCGCGUUAUAAGCAAGGUGCUGCUUUGGACGAUGCUGCUUGCCUGUAUCGGCUUGCUAUUGCGUACUUUUUUGGCCAGUUCAAUCUGGAAAAAGACAUUUCGAAGGGCUUUGCUAUGCUUGACAUGGCCGCCCAAAGAAGUGACUCUGACUACCCUCAGCCGGCGUUUCUACUAGGCAAACUAUGCCUUGGAGAAACAGAGCUGAUCCCUGAUUUGCCUGCAACUCCUCCUGGAUAUACAGAUAAGGCGCGGGGUAUUGAUUUGAUUCGUAAAGCGGCAUUUUUGGAUUUCAGCCCGGCUUUAAUGCGGCUCGCUGAUGCUUACCAGGGCGAAAUUGAGUUCAACAGCGCAGUGACAUUGAGAUUUUUGCACAUAAGUACCCGCCAGGAACGUUACUUGGCCUACACACACAGACCGAGCGUGCUACACGGAGCUCCAGAGACCCUGUUGGUUAAAUGGCUCCUAUGUGGUUUCCAAGGUGUUUUCUCUGCCAAUGAAGAAUGGGCGUUCAAUUUUGCCAAAAUUGCUGCUAAUUUGGGCAGCGGAACAGCGUUGUUUGCCAUGGGAUACUUUUACGAAGUUGGAAUUGUCGCCAGCAUUAACUGGGACACGGCACAGAUGUACUAUCGACAAUCUGCGGCUGCCGGGUGUUUAGCAGCCAAGGAGCGACUGAAAAAGGCCGACUCGGAUUCAGUUUCUCGAGAACCAUCUUUGAGACGCCAACUAACGCGGGUUGACCACGAGCGAACAUUAUCAAAGUACCGGGCCAGGAUGGGCCAAAAUAAUCAAAAUCAGCCAUCUAUGAUGGCGAUCAACUCUUUGGACUCGGAUAAUAACUCUCCCGAACCGACUCCUGAGCCCAUGCCCCUUCCUGCUUCCACGUGGUUGGAUGAUUCUCCUGUUCUUGCUCCAACUCCUCAAUCGCCGCCCAAGCUGCCGUAUCCAGAUGAAGAAGAAAAGUCUCGAAGACGCUCUUUUUUCAAUGCUGCGAAAAACAUGCUCUCGAGUCUUCCUUAUCCACGGUCUCCAGACCGGAAGUCGCGCACCUCGAGUCCAACAAGGUCACGAUCUCCUUCCCGCUCACCACCACUCAGAUUAUCGUCGCAGUCACCGGCAUACCCGUUGUCUAAUUCAUCGUCACCCAACAAACUUGGUUCUGCACCAUCUCUACCAUAUCCUGAUGACGGGCCGGCGCCUGCAGCUCCUCCAUAUCCCGAGUCACCGCCGCCUCUGCCUCCACUGUCGACUCCAGUAUCUGGUCGCGUCUUUACUCCAGUAUCUGCUCGUGUUUCGACUCCUGAGUCGGCGCGUAUUUCAACCCCUGAGUCGGCCCGUACCUCGGCGCCACUUCCACCGGCUUCGGCGCCCAUUCCAGUACCAGCCCCCAUGGCCAAUGCUAUGAACACACCGCGAGUCCCCUCUCGACAGCAAGCUGUCCGUCGCAAACCCGUUGCACGAGCAGUAUCGGGGCCUGCGCCUCAAAUGGCACCUCACGAAACCCACCAUGCGCGUUCGCAAACCAUCUCAGCAGACAUUCAUACAGAGCUCCGAGAUUGGACGCCCUCGCCCACGAGAUCAUCACCACCACCCCGAUCUCCGACAAAAUCACCGGCCCGCUCGGUCGACAGCACCGCCAGCUCGUCUCCAUCCAAAUCAUCCUCGUCCAGCGCGCUCACAGGCCCUCCAGUUCGAAGCCACCGCAAGUAUGGCUCUGUUGCAGUGCCAUCUUCAUCACCUCCUCGCCCCGAGCGGCGGUUUGUUUCUUCGCCGGUAACUCGCCGGCCUGGAGUGGCUUACAGCUUUGAAGAAAUGGGCGUUCCGGUCAUUGCUGGAGACGAUUCAGGUAAAUGCAUUAUAUCAUAG